Molecule: messenger RNA, 744 nt
Organism: Drepanopeziza brunnea f. sp. 'multigermtubi' MB_m1
Lineage: Eukaryota; Fungi; Ascomycota; Leotiomycetes; Helotiales; Drepanopezizaceae
Source: RefSeq, a predicted model, not a curated record
AUGUCGAUCCUUAAGCUAAAGCUCAUUAAAGCUUACUUUAUCGACAAUCUCAACAAAGGUUUUAUCGAACCUUUAACAGCGCUAUUUGCAGCUCUAGUCCUGUUUGCUAAGAAGCAAGACGGUUCCUUUCGCUUUUGUAUUGACUUCCGCGCAUUAAACAACCUUACUCGUAAAGAUCGAUACCCUUUCCUUUUGAUCGAUAAGACCCUCGCACGUCUCUUAAAAGCUAAAAUCUUUACGAAACUCGACAUUCGGCAAGCUUUUCAUAGAAUACGGAUAGACCCAGCUUCAAAAGAGCUCACAACAUUUAAAACGCGCUACGCUCCCGCUAAGCUCAACUACGUCGUCUACGACAAAGAGAUACUAGCUAUUAUACGCUCUUUUGAUAACUUCCGCGCCGAACUCGCUAGCUCUCUUUACCAAGUUCAAGUAAUCACCGACCACAAAGCCUUAAAUUUCCGACGUCUAAAACUUGCGCUCGUUAUUCGUCCGAAAAGUCUACGACCAACCAGAUUCGUCAACCAAUACUACCGCAACUACUACGCUUGCAGACGAGCUUCAGUGCUUCGCGAUAAGAAACCUGUAAUCGACCGCUUCUUUAAGCAAGCAAUCUCGAUCCUUUGUCACAAGUCCAUCGACGCCAAAGGCCUCGCCAAGCUUUAUAUCUACUACAUCUAUAAGUAUUUUAAAGCUCUUUUGACUUUGACUUCUAAUAAAGGACCUCAAUACUGGUCCGAGUUCUAG